Messenger RNA from Anoplophora glabripennis (Asian longhorned beetle), 763 nucleotides. RefSeq names its product odorant receptor Or2-like. The record is from RefSeq and is a predicted model, not a curated record. The coding region runs from base 129 to 743 and encodes 204 amino acids. Gene Ontology annotation, biological process: detection of chemical stimulus involved in sensory perception of smell; sensory perception of smell. The transcript has 5 exons. Gene Ontology annotation, cellular component: plasma membrane. Lineage: Eukaryota; Metazoa; Arthropoda; Insecta; Coleoptera; Cerambycidae. Gene Ontology annotation, molecular function: odorant binding; olfactory receptor activity.
ACAAGAUAAAGUUCGACAAAGCUACCAAUGAAACUAAAAUCAUCAAAAGUUUACCCCUGUCGUCGUGGUUGCCUUAUGACCCGCAGGACCACUACCUCAUCAGCUACCUGUGGCUGACAUUCGACGGGAUGGUGGGAGCUUUUUACAUGAUGUACACCGACGCCUAUAAUUUCAAUUUGAUAAUAUUUCCUCUUGGCCAGAUCAGAAUAUUGACUCACGUGUUGUCUAACUUCCCCAGAUACGUGUUGAAAGUCAAGGAUCAGCUCCAGUGCAGCAGGGACGAAGCCAGCUUCGUUACUUUGAGGGAAUGCAUUUUGAAGCACAAAGGAAUUAUAAGGUACUUGGAAGAGUAUAACGACACCAUGAAAAAUAUAAUGCUGUUGGACUUCCUACAAAGCUCUCUGCAGUUGGCCUCGAUUAUGAUACAGUUCGUUCUGACAAAAGCAACAGUUUUCAAUAUCAUAUUUCAUGCAGAAUUUGUGUUCUCUAUGCUGUUAAGGUUGCUAGUAUAUUACUGGUAUGCCAAUGAAAUCAUGCUGGAGAGUAUCAACGUGUCUACAGCCAUUUACGAGUGUGGUUGGUACGAUGAACCCAAAAAAGUAAAACAAAUGAUGCUGCUUAUGAUUCAGAGGGCUAAUAAAGUGCUGAAGUUGGAUAUAGGUCCCUUCACCACGAUGACUUUGGGAACAUUUCUAAGUAUACUAAAGGCCUCUUAUUCUUACUUGACGGUUAUGUAUAGAUAAGUCAAAAGAAAAAACAUUUA